This is a messenger RNA of Echinops telfairi (small Madagascar hedgehog), 1377 nucleotides long. RefSeq names its product protein phosphatase 1 catalytic subunit alpha (gene PPP1CA). Gene Ontology annotation, cellular component: cytoplasm; nucleus. Gene Ontology annotation, molecular function: protein serine/threonine phosphatase activity. The record is from RefSeq and is a predicted model, not a curated record. Lineage: Eukaryota; Metazoa; Chordata; Mammalia; Afrosoricida; Tenrecidae. Bases 1 to 1050 code for a protein of 349 amino acids. The transcript has 7 exons.
AUGGCGCCCCCUCCCCAGAUGCCAGGGGCUGAGGGGGUCCCCUGGGGCUGUCGUUGUCGCCCACUCUCCUGCCUGAAGGGACAGGGUCCUGAGCCCCCCUGUUGUUCCCCAGUGCAAGGCUCUCGGCCCGGAAAGAAUGUCCAACUGACGGAGAACGAGAUCCGAGGUCUGUGCCUCAAGUCUCGGGAGAUCUUCCUGAGCCAACCCAUCCUUCUGGAGCUGGAAGCUCCUCUGAAGAUAUGCGGUGACAUCCACGGCCAAUACUACGACCUUCUGCGGCUGUUUGAGUACGGCGGCUUCCCCCCAGAGAGCAACUACCUCUUCCUGGGUGACUAUGUGGACCGCGGCAAGCAGUCGCUGGAGACCAUCUGCCUGCUGCUGGCUUACAAGAUCAAGUACCCAGAGAACUUCUUCCUGCUGCGGGGGAACCACGAGUGUGCCAGCAUCAACCGCAUCUAUGGCUUCUAUGACGAGUGCAAGAGGCGCUACAACAUCAAACUCUGGAAAACUUUCACUGAUUGCUUCAACUGCCUGCCCAUCGCAGCCAUUGUGGACGAGAAGAUCUUCUGCUGCCAUGGAGGCCUGUCCCCGGACCUGCAGUCCAUGGAGCAGAUCCGGCGCAUCAUGCGGCCCACAGACGUGCCUGACCAGGGCCUGCUGUGCGACCUGCUGUGGUCGGACCCUGACAAGGACGUGCAGGGCUGGGGAGAGAACGACCGUGGAGUCUCGUUCACCUUCGGGGCCGAGGUGGUGGCCAAGUUCCUACACAAGCAUGAUCUGGACCUCAUCUGCCGGGCGCACCAGGUGGUAGAAGAUGGCUACGAGUUCUUUGCCAAGCGGCAGCUGGUGACACUCUUUUCAGCUCCCAACUACUGCGGCGAGUUUGAUAAUGCCGGAGCCAUGAUGAGUGUGGACGAGACGCUCAUGUGUUCCUUCCAGAUCCUCAAGCCCGCCGACAAGAACAAGGGGAAAUAUGGGCAGUUCAGUGGCCUAAACCCUGGUGGCCGGCCUAUCACCCCACCCCGCAAUUCUGCCAAAGCCAAAAAGUAGUCCCUGCACUUGACCCAGACGCUGGAUUGUAUGGAAACACCCUGCCACAUGGGGAAGGCCAGCCUCUUGGGCUUACCUGCCCCAGGAACGUGGAGCCUCGAUCUGUUUUUUGUUUUGUUUUUUAAUGAAUCAAUAGCAGUGCCCAAUCCCCAGGGUUCCCUGCGCCUGCUGGGCUCCAGCCGGGGCUUGGGGCUGAGGCUGCAGCUCAGGGUAAAAGGAGGCACGCCAAGCCGUAGGCCCCACAGACUGGGCCCUCGGGACUGGCAGCCGGAUCCUGGGGCGAGCGAGCCGUCUGGUCUCUUGAAUAAAGAUCAAAGCUGGAUUCUU